CCGGGGGCUCCAGGGCGGAGCUUUCCCCCAAACGGAUGGGGCGGGCCUUGCAUCGGAAGUUGUGCGGGUGAGCAGGAAGCAGACUCCCGGAGAGCGGCUUUAACCGAGGAGGCAUGAUUCUCUGGCGGGCAUACCAGAAAGUACUGGCCACUCACCCAUGGAAGGUACAGAUUAUCACAGCUGGGUCCCUGAUGGGCAUAGGUGACAUCAUCUCUCAGCAGCUGAUAGAGAAACGGGGUUUAGAGAAGCACCACGUCCGCAGGACCCUGACCAUGGCUUUUUUAGGCUGUGGCUUUGUGGGCCCUGUGAUAGGUGGUUGGUACAGAGUUUUGGACCGACUCAUCCCUGGCAACACCAAGAUGGAUGCACUGAAGAAAAUGGCAGUGGAUCAGGGGGCCUUUGCCCCAUGUUUUUUGGGGUGUUUGCUUCCAUUGAUUGGUACACUUGAUGGACUGUCAGUCAAGGACAACUGGGCCAGAUUGCAACGGGAUUACCCUGAUGCCCUCAUCACCAACUACUAUGUAAGAGACAAACCAGUCAUUCUCCUUAAAGCUGUGGAAAAUCUGUGUGCUUUGGGCCUUCCCUGGAUUGGAUCUUGGUUGGGGAUGACUUGGGACCUGAGCAGAUCUGGCCUCCUGUGCAGUUGGCCAACUUCUACCUUAUUCCCCUUGCCUACAGGUUGGCUUUUGUCCAGUGUGUUGCUGUUACCUGGAACACCUACCUAUCCUGGAAGUCACAUCGGUCCUGAGUACUCUUCUCCUCAUGCCCCCGAACCUAGGAGCUAUACCUCUUGACCCUGGGAUGGGUUCAGAUGUCUUCAGAGCAGUCCCAUACAGUUUUCAGGAUGCCAAGCCAUUGGACAGAAAGCCCUUCUGGGAUGGAACACUGAGACGAAUCAGUCUUCCCUAUAAAAUGUAAAUAAGGACAACCUUGCAGGUAGUUUUAGAAAAUGAAAACUGGUGUAUCUUGCUUUUUUUGCUGCCACUAUGUACAGUCUUUUUCAAAUUCCCUGCUCAACUCUUCCUAACCCAUCCCCCUUGGAAUUUGGCUAGACCCUUAAUUCACCCUAGACCUUCACAGACACCUUUACCUCAAAUAAAUGGUAGUGAUAAUUAAUGUGGUUUGUGGCUCUAGACACACGAUGCCGUUCCAACAGAAACUUAAAGACCUGUGAUGCUGUUCGGUAUUCCACUUCAAUCUUUCCUCCUCCCUGACCCAGGGAAGAAUUCAGUCAGGCUGAAGCCAGAGCUCUGCACCUAUCUCUAUCUUUCCCCCUUCUUUCCUGGCUUAAGAAUAAAAGAAUCAGAUAGACCACUGGGUAAUUAACUCUUUGCAUAACUAUCAAUUGCCCAGGGU
This is a messenger RNA of Dromiciops gliroides (monito del monte), 1356 nucleotides long. RefSeq names its product mitochondrial inner membrane protein MPV17 (gene MPV17). The coding region runs from base 114 to 794 and encodes 226 amino acids. NCBI's taxonomy places the organism in Eukaryota, Metazoa, Chordata, Mammalia, Microbiotheria, Microbiotheriidae. The transcript is spliced from 8 exons. Gene Ontology annotation, cellular component: membrane; cytoplasm. The record is from RefSeq and is a predicted model, not a curated record.